This is a messenger RNA of Parathielavia appendiculata, 1431 nucleotides long. RefSeq lists its product as uncharacterized. Lineage: Eukaryota; Fungi; Ascomycota; Sordariomycetes; Sordariales; Chaetomiaceae. The record is from RefSeq and is a predicted model, not a curated record. Bases 434 to 961 code for a protein of 175 amino acids. The transcript is spliced from 2 exons.
UGCUUGAACCAGGCUGAAAUUCUAAGUUCGGUGAUGUGGGUCGCCUAUUGUUAACCCCUGCUCAACCUGUGGCUGCGGCGGUGGUGCUGGCUGAAACGCAGCAAGUGAUGAUUGCUGCUGAAUGGCUCUCCCAAAUUUCAAUUCCCAUUCAGCCUCGUCCUGCUAUUGUUCAGCCUCGCGUGGCAUUCCGCUGUUCUCCUGAUUGCCAAACCAACUCAUCAAGCUUCGCGUCUUGCUCCUCACCCGAAGCUCCUUCAUCGUGGGUUCAAGAUAUUCAAACUUGCUCCUCCGCCUUGAUUCCAUUCUGCACAUUCUUCACAAGCAAGCACGCGAGACUGAGAGAUCAGUCCAAUCCCUCCCUGUCACCUCGACAUACCCAAGUGUGCCACACCCCAACGCUUGUCAGCGGCUCAACCACCACCAUCGCGACAAGAUGACGAGCCAAAACCCAUCUACUCCUGUCAAGCUACCUUCAUCAGCGGCCAACUACACCUCCGCCACUCUCGACCCCGACCUCAGGUCUCAGAUCAACUCGAUACUACUAAAAGAAGGCUAUGUAACGAAGAUCCAAGACCGACUCCUGCACGCGCUUCACGCCCACCAGUCCAACUGGCCCACCGUCAUCCAGAACCACGCCCUCUCCCUCCUCCGUUCCGGCGAAGUAACCAGCUUCCCCGCACUCUUGCGCCGCGUUCUCGAAGACGUCCGACAAGACACGGCCCUCGCGCCCAGCAGUGCCAGCGCCAACGGCACCGCCUCUAAGUCUAUGAACGGCAAAACCUCGGAAGAAAACGGCGCCGUCACGGUCAACGGCAAAAAGAGCGACGCGACAAACGGGGCAAACAGCGCUAGCGCCAGGCCAAGCCUGGCCGUCCCCCAGACGGUGGUCGACGAAGCACUCAAGAUUACGCGCGAGUGUCUCGACUCGGUUUGCGAGAUCGACGAGAGCGGUGCGACCUGAUUAGGCAUAUUCAUUGUUUUGACCUGGCCCAGGCGAUCCGCGGGAAAACAGCACAGCACAAACAAGUUCAACCGCAUCACAUGUGUGUGGCCGACGAAGGAAGCAAGACAGCAGAGCUAGAGCAGCAGGACGUGAUCGGCGUGCAGAUGGUUUGAUUCUGUUUUGUCUGGUUUGGUUCGAACUUGUGCCACUCUCUCGCAACAAACACACGGAAAACCCACCGACACCGAUAACGAAACACUACCAUGCCAUACCAUAUUAGUUCAAGACGAUCAAAACGACAUUCGGGAUCACCUUGACUAAUCACUGCAACAACAUACAAGUGAUCAAAUCAUUGCUAGAGGAACCAUGGGGGAGGAAGGACUUGACAAGAAAAGCACAGAGGAAGAGAAAAAAUGGACGGAGAAGUCCGUUUCCUAGGUGUCGCCCAGGUUGUCAUGGGGAUGCAGCAGCGGAAGGAACUCCGGGUC